Penicillium cataractarum is the source of this 555-nucleotide messenger RNA. RefSeq lists its product as uncharacterized. Lineage: Eukaryota; Fungi; Ascomycota; Eurotiomycetes; Eurotiales; Aspergillaceae. The coding region runs from base 1 to 555 and encodes 184 amino acids. The transcript has a single exon. The record is from RefSeq and is a predicted model, not a curated record.
AUGAUCACUCACGACGUCGCUGCAAUUGCUGCUGAAUGUACUGGUCAACUUGCCGCUGAAUAUGCCGCUGCCUCUCCUGCUGCCUUUGACGUUGUCUUUGACGUUGCCGUUGACGCGGCGUUUGUUGCUGCAUUCGAGGUUGCAUUUGAGGCUGCAUUCGAAGCUGCAUUUCCUGAUACCGUGGCUGCUGGAUUGGCUGCUGGAUUGGCUGCUGGAUUGGCUGCUGGAUUGGCUGCUGGAUUCGAGGCUGCUGGAUUCGAGGCUGCUGGAUUCGAGGCUGCUGGAUUCGAGGCUGCUGGAUUCGAGGCUGCUGGAUUCGAGGCUGCUGGAUUCGAGGCUGCUGGAUUCGAGGCUGCUGGAUUCGAGGCUGCUGGAUUCGAGGCUGCUGGAUUCGAGGCUGCUGGAUUCGAGGCUGCAUUUGCUGAUACAUUUGCUGAUACAUUUGCUGAUGCAUUUGCUGCUGCAUUUCAUGCUCCAUGUACUGUUGCAUUUGCCGCUGCAUUUGUUGCCUUUCUUGCUGCAGUUGUCUCUGUCGCCAUACUCUUCCAGCAUUGA